AGUGCGUCGCACACGUGCUGCACGUUUGUUUGCUGUGAUACAACACUGAUGGCGGGACGACUGAAGAAACAAGCGAAGGAAGCGAUAAAGAUCAUCGGAUGUGGCAGUGCUCUGUUCCUGGGCUACCUCACGGCCUCUGGAGAUGAACACUUCUAUGCCAGUGCUCUGAUGCCAGUGUUGCAGAGGUUUGUGGGAGCAGAGACAGCUCAUGUCAUGGCUGUGCGACUGAUUGGUCUUGGACUUGUGCCUCGCAACAGCUACAAGGACCCAACCUCGCUGGAAGUGCACGUGAUGGGUCGAAAGUUCCAGAAUCCGGUUGGGAUAGCAGCAGGCUUUGACAAGCAUGGCGAGGCAGUGGAUGGUCUCUAUAAACUGGGCUUUGGUUUCGUGGAGGUGGGGACCGUCACCCCAAAGGCACAGGAAGGAAACCCAAAGCCACGUGUGUUCAGACUAGAGGCCGACCAGGCAGUCAUUAACAGAUAUGGAUUCAAUAGUUGUGGUUUAACUGCAGUGUUCGAGAGGUUGAAAGCCAGAGAGCACACGCAAUCACAGCUGACGAAAGCAGGGAAACCCCUCGGCAUCAACCUCGGAAAGAACAAGCUUUCUUCAGAUGCGGUGGCAGAUUAUGUGCAAGGAGUGCAAACCCUCGGCCCUCUCGCUGACUACCUGGUAGUGAAUGUGAGCAGCCCAAACACACCUGACCUUAGAGACCUGCAGAGCAAGGAAAAACUGCGCCACCUGCUCGACAAGGUGCUUAAAGCACGAGAUUCUCUGCAAGAGGACAACCGGCCACCAGUGUUGGUGAAAAUUGCCCCCGAUCUCUCUACACAGGACAAGCGAGAUGUUGCUGAGGUUAUCAUGGAGGUUGGCGUUGAUGGUUUAAUGGUUUGCAACACCACCGUUGACAGACCAAAGACUUUGAAAGACCCUCAAAAAGAAGAGAAAGGAGGACUCAGUGGUCAGCCUCUCAAACAGAUGUCCACUGACACAGUGCGGGAGAUGUACACCUUGACCCAAGGUAAGGUACCCAUCAUUGGAGUUGGUGGAGUGGCCAGCGGUCAGGAUGCUCUAGAUAAGAUCUGUGCGGGAGCUUCUCUAGUUCAGCUCUACACGGCUCUAGUAUACCAGGGACCACCUGUAGUCAACAAGAUCAAAAGAGAAUUGGAUGAUCUUUUGAAGGCACAAGGUUUUACAUGUGUAGCAGAGGCAGUAGGUGCUGGUCAUAGGACCACUGUGAACAUCACACAACCACAGACCCAAGAGAAAGAAAAAGAGUCAUAACAUCAUUGUACAUUCAUUUACAACACAAGAUGGAAACCACUCAUAUGAAAACGUGUUACAUUUAAGGCAUGUGAUGGUGGCAUGCCUUCUUGGUGUGAUAAAUGAAUUCCUGGUCAUGUGAAAAGACUGCCACACAUACUUGUUAUUUUAUCUCUUGGAGUUAUGAAUUUGAAUACUUGUCUACACUAAGAUUUGUAUAUAUGUAAAAUGUGAUGGAAAUCACACUGAUCAUGCAUUUAAAUUAAGGAAUUGAAUUUCUGAAGUGCCUGAUGAUGUCCAAAUGAUGCGUAGGCCCAUGCUGUUCGUUUAUAUCUCAUACUCUUGAGAUCUGAAGACUGAAUGCAACCUUUUGAAUUUAAAAUGUAUUGUGUUGUCA
Myxocyprinus asiaticus (Chinese sucker) is the source of this 1657-nucleotide messenger RNA. It is a transcript of the gene dhodh, whose product is annotated as dihydroorotate dehydrogenase. Lineage: Eukaryota; Metazoa; Chordata; Actinopteri; Cypriniformes; Catostomidae. Bases 49 to 1281 code for a protein of 410 amino acids. Gene Ontology annotation, biological process: pyrimidine ribonucleotide biosynthetic process; 'de novo' pyrimidine nucleobase biosynthetic process. Gene Ontology annotation, molecular function: dihydroorotate dehydrogenase activity. The record is from RefSeq and is a predicted model, not a curated record. The transcript is spliced from 9 exons. Gene Ontology annotation, cellular component: mitochondrial inner membrane; cytoplasm.